GCGCCCUAGAGGCUGGCAGGACCCUGACCCCAAGAUGGCGGCGCCCAGUGAAGUGGACGCGGCUUCCUCGGGCGAAGGCGAUGGCGGGGGCAGCGGCUUUGGAUCGUGGCUGGACGGACGGUUGGAGGCGCUGGGAGUGGACCGAGCCGUUUACGGCUCCUACAUCCUGGGUAUUCUGCAGGAGGAGGAGGAAGAAGAGAAGCUGGACGCUCUGCAGAGUAUCCUCUCUGCUUUCCUGGAAGAAGAUUCCCUCCUUAACAUCUGCAAGGAGAUUGUGGAACGAUGGACAGAGACUCAAAAUGUUGUUACCAAAGUGAAAAAAGAAGAUGAGGUACAGGCCAUUGCCACUUUAAUUGAGAAACAGGCACAGAUUGUGGUGAAGCCCAAGAUGGUGUCAGAAGAGGAGAAGCAGAGAAAAGCUGCCCUCCUGGCCCAGUAUGCUGACGUGACAGAUGAAGAGGAUGAAGCAGAUGAGAAGGAUGAUUCAGGGGCCACCACGCUGAACAUUGGUUCUCACAAGUCUCUGUUCCGAAACACCAAUGUGGAAGAUGUCCUCAAUGCCCGAAAGCUGGAGCGAGACUCGCUUCGGGAUGAGUCCCAAAGGAAGAAGGAACAGGACAAGCUGCAGAGGGAGAAGGACAAACUAGCCAAGCAGGAGCGCAAGGAAAAGGAAAAGAAAAGGACACAAAGAGGGGAGCGAAAGCGAUAACCUCAGUCUACUCUAUCCUUUCUCCUCAUGAACUGAUCAAAGGGAGAGCUGGUUGUGCACAUGCGUUAUUUAAGAGAAAUGAGAGAACAUUGCAGAGUGAUUUCCCGAGGCAUUUACACUUUUGUUUACAUGGUCAAAAGGAAAAUGACAAACACUUCUAAUUACAAACUGUGCCAUGUCUCUUGUGGUGUGGGUAAUCAGGUUAUUGUUGAUGCCUGUUCCCAAAGAUCUGGAAUAGGGGCAACCUUUAUAUUUUAGUACUGAAAUCCUGUGCAACUUUUGGCCACUUUCAAGUCUUUCCUCACCUUGGAUAAAUAGCAGGAAUAUUCAGAAAGCUAAGUUACAGUUUCUAUCCUAAAGGAGCAGAAUCAUGACCACUCCUUCCCUGAAAUGAAAUGUGGGAGUGUAAAUUGCUUCAGAAGUAAUAUUCACCCCUAAAUGUGUUAUUUUACAGCUGAAAUAGAAAGCUAACGGAGAGCCCUACCUGGAUCCAGAUUUUAUGUUACAUGGCAAUAAACUAAGAAAAUGAGAAGAAAUUAUUUUGAUGGAAGUUCUAGAUUUGAGAAAAAAAAAUUGUUUUUUUGAAGUUCAGCUUAUGGGAGGAAAAGAAGUAUCUUUUUAAGUGGAAAUAGUUACAUUUUUCCUCAUCUAGGUUGUGAGUUUAAGGAUGUGUGUCAGUAUUGUGUGCAAGGAUAUCAUUGUUAGCUAGAUUCAUUUUUUGUAAUCAUGAAUCCUCGAUUGUUAGUGGAGAUUUUAAUGCUGGUUGGCCCUAAACCAUAUGAGUAUAAAGACCUGAUAAUUACAGGUUUAGAGAAACUAGAGGAACCAACCUUUUAAGGAAGAAACACUGGAAAUCUCUGCUAACACAAAGAUAUUUGAGUGUAUAUAGUAGGUGCUCAACAAUAUAAUUGACUAAGUGAAUGGGAAAAUUGCUUGGGAGAGUCAAAAGUGAGCAGGAAUUCUCCAUUUCUACUUCCUGUCACAUUCAAUUUUAAAUAAGGCCUUUCUGUACUUUAGGCAACAGUCUUUCAAGAAGCCUACAGAGAGCAAUUUCUCUGACAAAAUAGACACUUUAUAACCAGGGGUCAGCAAAUUACUGCCUGCAAGUCACAUUUGGCUCAGUCUGUUUUUGUAUGGUGCGAGCUAACUAUGGAUUUUACAUUUUUAAAGGGUUGUGAAAGAAAGAAUAUGACAGAGACCUUAUGUUGCUUAUAAAGCCUGAAAUAUUUACUAUCUGGCCCUUCAGAGAAAAAGCUUGCCGACCUCUGUUUUAUACCAUUAGAGAUUUUACCUUUGUGCAGAAGGUAAAAAGAAGCAUGGUUAAGGAAAAGAUGUGUUACCUCUAUCAGCACUCCUAUAACCGUGGCAUUGCAAAAAAAUUUUUAAAACCACCUUUUUAAAAAAUA
Molecule: messenger RNA, 2115 nt
Organism: Rhinolophus ferrumequinum (greater horseshoe bat)
Lineage: Eukaryota; Metazoa; Chordata; Mammalia; Chiroptera; Rhinolophidae
Gene: CCDC43
Product: coiled-coil domain containing 43
Exons: 5
Coding region: 35-709 (224 amino acids)
Source: RefSeq, a predicted model, not a curated record